Messenger RNA from Adineta steineri, 1407 nucleotides. NCBI's taxonomy places the organism in Eukaryota, Metazoa, Rotifera, Eurotatoria, Adinetida, Adinetidae. The record is from the annotation of a GenBank genome assembly.
AUGCGAUGUCGUUUUCGUCGAUUAAACUAUAUCUUAUUCUUAAGUAUUUCUUUAUUUCUAUUUUAUCGAAUAUAUAACAUAAAUCCUAUAUCAUUAUACUCACAAUCACCUUUUACACUCAUUCAUUAUCAAAACAACACUUAUCGUAUACUUUCAUCAUCUUUUAAACAUAAUUCUCGUGGAUCAUAUCUUAAUUUUGCUUAUUUCAAUGUUGAACAACGUAAUCGAGUAUUAUACAUUGAUUUUUUAUAUGAUAUACCCGUUUCAUCUCAAUGGCAAUCGGAUGGACAUCUUUAUCCAAUACAAAUUGCUCAAUAUGGUUUAAGUCACUGGAGUCGAUUAGAACUCAAUUCAAAAAAUCAACAAAAUAAAAUAUAUAAAUUCGAACGACUACAGCCAAAUAAAAAUAAUCAUUGUUCAUCAUGGCAUACAAUAAAAGAUGAAAUAUUUCUUUCAAAUACAUAUAUUCAUUUUACAAUUUCAUCAAAUUGUUCAUUACAUUUUCAUUUUUUCAGUAAUAAUAUAGAACUUGUUUAUUCAACAAAAACAAUACACGAUUUAGAAACUUUAACGAAGAGAAUUAUUCCACUUAAAGGUUCUCCUCGUCAAGCCAGUCGAUAUAUGUUAAUUGAUAUAGAAAAACUGAUGAGAAAAACACUUGUUUUCAGACGUGAUCUCAUCAAAAUUCAAAUUUGUGGUGAUACACAAUCUAGCGUUACUCAAUUAAUUAUUGGUAAUCAAACUUUGUAUGAUCAACAAGCAUUUUAUUCAGCAACACGAUGGUUAUUAAAUAAUCAAGAUUUACAAACAGGUUGUUGGUUUAUUCAUGUUCGACGAAAUUAUGGUCAUCAUACUCAGUAUCAUUUACGAAAUCCAUGGUGUUCAGCAAUGGCACAAGGUCAAGCUGCAUCAUUACUCGUUCGUCUCUAUUCACUAACAAAUAACAAGGAACAUCUAUUAGCUAUUCGUCGAGCUAUUCAACCAUUAUGGUCAUCAAAUCUGACUCGAGCUUAUUUUAACAAUCGUUUUCUUUGGCUUGAAGAAUAUCCAUUAGAAUCAUCAACUAAAGGUCUUUUUGUUCUUAAUGGAUGUCUUUAUGCCUUAAUUGGUAUCAUUGAUGCUAAUACGAUUGAUUAUCAACCAUAUUUAUCUGAAUUAAUAAAUCAAAUAAUUAUUUCAUUACAACAUAUGCUUCCAUAUUAUGUUCAUCCAAAUAUUUCAAAUUGGUCUCUAUAUGAUUUAAGUCAUAUAACAAUGAAAUCAAAAAUAAAUACAGCUUCUUAUUCAUAUCAUCUUGUACACAUAACUUUACUUCAAUGUUUACGACAGAUAUUUAAAAAAACAAAUCAUUCUGUAUCUCAAUUAUUUGAUUUUUAUGUACAACGAUUUACAUCAGCUAUUUUGUAA